GGCGGGAGGCGGUCCCAAGGUAGAGGGUGUCCAGAGCUGCUUAAGCUCGAGGGGACUAAGAACGCGGAGCCCAUUUAGGACCCCACUCAGCCCCCGCCUUCUCGGGUGCCCAGAAGCAGCUCUGGGGCCCAGGAGGCGGGCUGGACCGUGAGGCCGGGCCGGGUCGGGCGGAGGCUCGGGCGGGACUUCUGCAGGGGCAGCCCCAGGGACCUCGGCAGGUGCAGCCCCGGGGGCCUCGGCAGGUGCAGCAGGCGGGCCCGGGCGGGGAGCUGCUGGGCGCUGGCGGCGCUGGGCUCCCGGCGAUUUUCGGUAGUUUUGAGCCGGGGUCCCUGUGGAAGAACGAACUUGGGGAGAAUCUUGACAUCAAUGGGCAGAGGGCGGAGGGGAGGACCCCGUAGAAGAGCGAACUGGGGAGAAAUCUGCAAUUGAAGGAUAGAGGACGGGACGGAGCCGCGGGCUCUUCCUCCGUGUCACUGCCAGGUUGCCACAGCUCUUCGCCCUCCAGCACGUGAUCUGGUAGCUAGCUCCCUGGGCAUGAAGAGGAGACACAAAAGAGGACUGAGGUUAACAUUUCUCCAGUGUGCCGCUCUGCUCGUUACAACCUAGCAUUUUUGGCCUUUUUUGGUUUCUUCGUUCUCUAUUCAUUACGGGUGAAUCUGAGUGUGGCGUUAGUGGAUAUGGUGGAUUCCAACACGACUACAGCAGAUAAUAGAACUGCCAACGAAUGUGCAGAGCAUUCCACUCCCAUAAAAGUUCUUCACAACCAAACGGGUAAAAAGUACCGAUGGGAUGCAGAAACUCAAGGAUGGAUUCUCGGGUCUUUUUUUUAUGGCUACAUCAUCACGCAGAUUCCUGCAGGAUAUGUUGCCAGCAGAAGUGGGGGGAAACUGCUGCUGGGAUUUGGGGUCCUUGGCACCUCUGUCUUCACCCUGUUCACUCCCCUCGCUGCAGAUUUCGGAGUUGGAGCCCUCAUUGCACUCAGGGCCCUAGAAGGACUAGGAGAGGGUGUCACAUUUCCCGCCAUGCAUGCCAUGUGGUCUUCGUGGGCUCCUCCUCUUGAAAGAAGCAAGCUUCUCAGCAUUUCAUAUGCAGGAGCACAGCUUGGGACAGUAGUUUCUCUUCCUCUUUCUGGUAUAGUUUGCUUCUAUAUGAAUUGGACUUACGUCUUCUACCUCUUUGGUAUAGUUGGAAUCAUUUGGUUUAUUUUAUGGAUCUGGUUAGUUAGUGAUACACCAGAAACUCACAAGACAAUCUCCCCCUAUGAAAAGGAAUACAUUCUUUCAUCAUUAAGAAAUCAGCUCUCUUCACAGAAGUCAGUGCCAUGGGUACCUAUGCUGAAAUCACUAGCACUUUGGGCUAUUGUAGUUGCACAUUUUUCUUACAACUGGACUUUUUAUACUUUAUUGACCUUAUUGCCUACUUAUAUGAAGGAGGUCCUAAGGUUCAAUAUUCAAGAGAAUGGGUUUUUAUCUGCAGUCCCUUAUUUAGGCUGUUGGUUAUGUAUGAUCCUGUCUGGUCAGGCCGCUGACAAUUUAAGGGCAAAAUGGAAUUUUUCAACUCUAUGUGUUCGAAGAGUUUUUAGCCUUAUAGGAAUGAUUGGACCUGCAGUAUUCCUGGUAGCCGCUGGAUUUAUAGGUUGUGAUUAUUCUUUGGCCGUUGCGUUCCUAACCAUAUCCACAACACUGGGAGGCUUUUGCUCCUCUGGAUUUAGCAUCAACCAUCUGGACAUUGCUCCUUCUGUGCAAGGAUUUAGCGACAAGAAGAUACAUAAUAAGUUGAACAGGUAUGCUGGUAUCCUCCUGGGCAUCACAAAUACCUUUGCCACUAUACCUGGAAUGAUUGGGCCCAUCAUUGCUAGAAGUCUGACCCCUGAGAACACUGUUGGAGAAUGGCAAACUGUUUUCUGCCUUGCUGCUGCUGUCAACGUAUUUGGUGCCAUUUUCUUCACAUUGUUCUCCAAAGGUGAAGUACAAAACUGGGCUGUUAGGGAUCACGGUGAACCCAGAAACUGAAGGAACCAAUAAAUAAUCCUGUCUCGAUGUAUUUUUGUUUAUCAUGUAACCUAGCAGUGCCUUUGAUAUUUUAAUGUGUAAGCAAUCUAUAUAUAAGAAAAAAUUGUACUGUAUUAAAUUUUUAAGGCCUGUAAUCAUGAAAUGUCACUAGUUGCCAGAUUAGUAAAAUUAGCUGUUUUUAAUUAUUAAUAACACAUUUGCUGGAACUUACAAUUCAGGGUCACAUACCUGGCUGCAAGUCAGGCAGUCUGAAAGAGGGGAGUUCUGUUUAUUUUUAAGACCAUACUUAAAGGGACGAGCAGAAACGGACCCCUCUAUACCUUUGCUUAAGCUGGAUAAUAAUUCUCAGGUCUUGGUAAACACCUUUUUCUGUACACUUUCCUCAAAAACUUAUCUGUCAUCAACAUUCCCUGACACUUAGAUCUCAAACUUCAGCAUCUCCACGGAGCUGCCAGCCACUGUAUCAUUCAGCCUGGCAACUUCACUGAGGGAAGCGUGCCCAGGCCGCUGCCAGGCGUUCCCUCUCUGGCUUCAGGGACAGUGCCCAGCACUUACCAGAGGCAGCAUCCAAGACCAGGGUCAGCGCCAAGGCUUUGGAUGGUGUCAUUCCCCUGGGGCUGUUAACGAGUGGCCGAAGCCCUGAGCCGGCAGGGACAGCGCAGUCCGCAGCCAUGGCUUCCAUGCCCCUCACCCUUCCCUUUCCAGAACGCUGGAAGACUGACUGGCAUGUAACCUGCAAAAGAAAGUAUGAUGCCCAAUUAGCCACAAGUAACAUCAUCCCACCUUCAUGUGGGAUCAGAGUAUACAUUUUCAAGUCCUGUGUUCUAUGAGCUCCACCAGGAUAAUUAAAUUUAAAAGAAGCACUCUCACAUGUUUUCUCUCUGUCUUACGUGUCAGUGUCUGGUCGCAGCUCAAGGUUAGGGUGACUCUUACUUCUGCAGCACCUGCAACCAGUGGGGUGACCGUCUUUACUGCUGGUCUCUGAAAGCUCAUUCUGCCAGUUUUUCCUGGGCCAUCGUCCAGUGGUUUUUGAGCGUGCUUCGAGGGCAUUUAUGUGGUUUGGAACUUGAUUUACGUUUUGUUGUGUAUGUUCAACACUACCUGUAACAUCUUAACUAAAGCUAUUUAAUGUAAUAUGACGUGUACACAUUUCUGUAAAUUUAUUUUUAAAUCUGUAAAUAACUUUAAGUUGCUAUGGUGAUUUUUCUUUUAUAAAUUAUCAAAAUAAACCUUUUUGGAUUGAUUA
Molecule: messenger RNA, 3258 nt
Organism: Delphinapterus leucas (beluga whale)
Lineage: Eukaryota; Metazoa; Chordata; Mammalia; Artiodactyla; Monodontidae
Source: RefSeq, a predicted model, not a curated record